This is a messenger RNA of Malassezia vespertilionis, 828 nucleotides long. RefSeq lists its product as uncharacterized. Bases 1 to 828 code for a protein of 275 amino acids. Gene Ontology annotation, molecular function: protein heterodimerization activity. The transcript has 2 exons. NCBI's taxonomy places the organism in Eukaryota, Fungi, Basidiomycota, Malasseziomycetes, Malasseziales, Malasseziaceae. Gene Ontology annotation, cellular component: transcription factor TFIID complex. Gene Ontology annotation, biological process: transcription initiation at RNA polymerase II promoter. The record is from RefSeq and is a predicted model, not a curated record.
AUGAACAGGAUGACCGAGCUGGUCGAUGAUUUCUUCCUAACUAUGACACGCAGCUGUGGUGACUUUUCUGAAGCUGGGGGCCGACAGGAGCCUAAUCUGUUUGAUAUGAUGCAGACGCUCGAGUACUUGGGCAUUUCACUUACUUCGCUCGAGGCAUUUGCGCAGUCUGCACUCGCUAAAGACCCGUCGCGUCGUGCCAUUAAAACGCCGACAACUCGGCAAGGCAAAGAGCCGUGGGUGAAUCCGACGGAAGACUUUUUGCCUUCCGACUCGGAAGAAGACGGCGAAGUGGACGGCGGGAAAUCGAGCCGGCGUUCAAAUGCUGUUUGGAACACCAUCAUGCAGGACAUUGUCCCGGACCAUUUGCCGCCGCAGCCACCGCGGCACAACUGGAUGUUUACGCCUGUAUACGGGACAGAGAUGCUUUCAGAGCUGCCUACGUUGCAGCUGGUCGAUCGCAAAUUGGAAAAUGCACGCCUUGUCGAGACAUCGCUGCGUAAACUCAUCAAGGAUACUGACCAGGCCGCGCUCCAAUUGCUUUCGGACAAGUCGCCAGAAAGUGCACCGCAAGACUCCGACGCACCGCCCUCUGAAGCACAGACGGUGCUCGAAAAUGCCGUGGUCGACGAGCCGAUGCCAGCUUCGUCGCUUGCCGCUGCAGCGCCAGUGCCCCCGAGUGUGCCGUCCAAGCGCGUGCUACCGCGCCCAGUGAAUUACAAAACAAGCUGGUACGCAUCUCUGGCCUCCGCGGACAGCAAACUUCCCAAUGCAAAUCUGUACACGGCGCGUUUGCGGGGCGGCGUCGAAGAAGGCCCCGGCGAUACGUAG